This is a messenger RNA of Trypanosoma theileri, 3966 nucleotides long. RefSeq names its product protein kinase. Lineage: Eukaryota; Euglenozoa; Kinetoplastea; Trypanosomatida; Trypanosomatidae. Gene Ontology annotation, molecular function: protein kinase activity; ATP binding. The transcript has a single exon. The record is from RefSeq and is a predicted model, not a curated record. Gene Ontology annotation, biological process: protein phosphorylation. The coding region runs from base 1 to 3966 and encodes 1321 amino acids.
AUGGCCUCUCGUACAACCAGUUGGCCUCAUGAGAAUGGAGGAAAAGAAAGAAAUGAACAAACCCCUUCACGUGGAAUGGUCUCUAUGCCGCGUGAACUUUCACACACUCCCACUAUUGCUGGUCUCUCACCUACAGUACAAACACCAUUUAUUCAGAAGUGUUAUGUACACAGAGGCAGUAUGGAUAAUCAGAACGAGCAAUAUCAACAACAACAACAACAACAACAACCGUUAGAACUAAUGACUGUUACCUUUGAGGAAGAAGGAUUACAACUGACAACGACAAGUUUACUUGGAAAAGGUGGAUUCGGUCGAGUUUAUGCGGCACGUUCCAAUAGCGGUGAACUCUAUGCAUUAAAAGCAUCUGCGAAAAAAAUGACAGAAAGUGAUUGGUCGCGUCUUCGUAAAGAAGUUGCUCUUAUGAAUCACUUUGCAAAACAUCCAAAUGUUGUAAAAUUUAUCGCUGCAGGUCGUGAUGAGGAACGGGCGUAUGUUGUGAUGGAGUGUUGUGCUAGUCGAUCUUUACAUGAUGUGAUUGCCCAACAUGGAUUAGAUGUUCAGGAGAUUCUUUGGGUUGGAUGGGCUCUUGUGGAUACCAUCGCUUUUUUACAUUCUAAAGGAUGUAUUCAUCGUGAUUUAAAACCUCAAAAUCUCCUCUUUGACUUUGAUGGAAAUCUUAAAAUAACAGAUUUUGGUCUUUCAAGUCGUAUUGCAGAAGCUCAACCACGUAAAACAGUAGCAGGAACGGCUAUGUAUAUGGCUCCAGAGAUUGCAGAAGCGGUAUACAAACGCAUGGUAAGUGAUGAUUCUCAACACUCUCUUCAGUAUGGAAAAGAAGUCGAUACAUGGAGUAUAGGUGUGGUAUUAUAUGUUAUGCUAACUCGUAUGAAUCCAUAUAUUCAAGCUAUGGAAAAGGAAGGAACAAGAGAUAUGGAUAAAACACAAAAAACACUUGCUCUUUUUAAUUGUGUAGCCGGUGCUUCUUGGAGUUGGCCUGCAGAUUGGACAGGAGAUGAGGAGUUGUGUGAAAUUGUCAAUCGUACCAUGCACCGUGAACCUUCUAAACGAGCAACAUUACAAGAAAUAUUACAACAUCCUGUUUGGAGUAGGCGUCCACUCUCUUGUCCACUUUCACUUUUACAUAAAUUAAAUCUCUUGGAGAGAUCUUUACAAGGAGGACGAUAUGGUUCAACACGUCGUUCUCUCAGUCGUGUGGCAGAUAAUCUUCCUCUACCGAAUGCGAAGAAAACUGUGGAUGAUGUUCUUACAGAAGGAUUACGUCGAGUAGCACUUACAGAACAGCGAGCCCGUGCCCAACUUGUUUUAGAACAUCAUGAAACUCUUCAUGUUAUAGUAGAAUUACUAAAAUUAUUACGAGCUGAGGUUGAUUGUAGAAAAAGUAUUAAAGAAGAUGAAGAAAGAUAUCGUAUGAUUAUUAAAAGUCAAAUGUUAUCACGUCGACAACGACGUGGUGGAAGUGAAACACUUGUAACAUCAUCAUCAACCACAACAACAACAGCAGGAGGAGGAGUAAAAGGAAUGAAUGAAGCAGGUGGAAUUAGAGCCUCACGUUCACGUAGAGAAUCCAGUGUAAUGUUAGUGGCACCUACACGAGAUGAAGAAGAAGAUGGACGAAUAGUUCGUGCUUCACCUGAUAAAUACGCUGUUGUUUAUCCAGGACGAGAAACUUCUACACGUUGGUCACUACGACCGGUAAUUUCACUUCCUCGUGAAUUAAAUAGUGAAAUUGAACAAUUUAAAUGUAUGAAUCAUCAUAUUAUGACGAAACUUACUUCUAUGCCUCAUGGAUACAAUGGAUUUGAUUGCAAUGUCUGUGAUCGAGAAAUAUUAAAAAUAACUCCUGAAACCCCUGCUUUCCGCUGCUAUAAAUGUGAUUAUGAUCUCUGUAUGAAGUGUGCCUAUCAGGGUCGUCUAAAAGAUGUGAACUUUGUCUGUGUCUCGUGUGCGAAGAAAUUCACCUCCGCGGCGAAGCUUCGCUCCCACACGCUGCAGUGCCGCGGCCCCAGUUGGAGCCCCUCCCCCCGCCGCUCCGCCCGCAUGGACACGCUUCUCUGGGAGGAUCCCGAGAAGGACAAGGCGGGCGAAGGCCGGGGGACGCUGCUGGAGGUGGGGGGGCGGCGGAGUCUCCUCGACAUUCGACUGCCCGACGAGGAGCCGGCGGCGGGUGGGAGUUCGCGGCGCGGGGGUCGACCCUCCGGGCGGAGUUCCACCAGCGGCCGCGCCUCGUCGGGCGGGAGGAUUAGCGUCGGCGACCGCCACGUCCCCUCGCCGGAGGAUGUCGGCGCGAUGGUCGUCAAGCACCGCGACGCGAUGUUUCCAGAGAUGCCGGAGUGGCCCGCCAGCCGACGGUCUACAGUAGAGCGGGGGAGUGGGAGUCGCAGAGGAGGAGGAGCAGAAGAAGAAGAAGAAGGAAAUGGAAAGGCAACAUAUGGUGGACGUAAUAAUGAUAAGAAUAAUAAUAAUAAUAAGAGUAGUGAUAAUGGAGCUAGCUUUUCCUUUGAACUGCCUCCUGAGAUUCGCCUUUCACGUCAGAAGAAGGAAGAGAGAGUUCAACCACGAAAUUCAGCAGAAUUAAAAGAUAUUAUAGAAGUGGAUACCCCACCCAUGAAAAAGGGACGUUCAGAAAGACAACAGGAGAGAGGAGUUAGUGCUUCUCCCUAUAGAUAUAAUGAAAAAGGUAAUAUUGUUGGUAUAGCUGCACAACAUCGAGCUGCAAGAGAAGCUAGUUUACAACAACAACCACCACCAACAGGUCAUAAUGUUAUUAUGAUUCGAGCAGACGCUGCCGUACAACCACAAGAGAUGCAAAAACAACCUCGAGUUCCUCGAAGUGCUUCAUCAAGUCGUCCAGUAACUACGGCAUCAUCAACUAUUACUUCUAAUACAACAACAACGACAACGACAACCAAAAUAGUUCAACAACCAAUGAUGCCAGUAACUCGAACUGUCACCUCUACUGCCCCAUUACAACAACAACCACAACAACAACAACAACAACAACAACAACAACCAAUGCCACAACAAACUCGACAACCUUCGGCUAGUGGAAUGACUAUGCGUGGAGGACCUCCUUUACCACGCAAAGGACCUGGAAUGCCUCAGAAUACUCCACGUCCUGUACCACCACCAGCAAAUUUUCCUGUUCCACGUCAACCUUCUCGACCUUUACCACAACCUGGUGGAGUUGGAGGUGCAGGUGGUGGUAUUCUUGCUUCUGCAGGUUGUGGGAGCAGUAACGCUUUUUUGGCACUUCCACGUGAGGAACAAAAUCGUCAACGUUUUGUAGAUGAAUUUCUAAGUGGUGGAUGGAUACGUUUUUACUCCUUUACAAAUGAAGAGACUGUGGUAAUGUACUAUUGCGUACAACCUGGAAGAUAUGGUGCUGUAUUUCCAACAGAAGCUGGAGUUGGUACUGCUGUUGUAGAUGUACACUCCAAAUUGGUUUUAUAUGUACCUUGUAUGAAUAAUGAAAGUACAAACCGUAGUCAACCGCACCCACAUGUACAGACAUUUUAUGAUGAAGAUGUACGUUUAUUAGGGAUCACAGAAGCCCAACGUUAUCUUGGUGGAGUUCUUGAUAGUAUUAUGGGGUUUGUAAAGGAAAUCGCACGACUUCGAGCAGAAGGAUUAACUCCAGCUGCUGUUCAUGCUGCUUAUAUUCAUCAGCGUGAAAGAAGUUCUGUACCUACAGAUACAAAGUUUGUUUAUGUGAGAAAAGUUUUCCCUGAUCCAUCUGGGUCUUUUACACUAUUUCGUCUCUCUAAUCUUCGAUCACAGGUGGUUUGUAAUGCACUUAUGGAUAUUCGCUGGCAGAGUGAUCGUCGGCAUAAUGUAGGACAGAAGUAUUAUGUACUUGCAGACGGUACAGCCGAACCCUUCGUGGUAGAUCAUACAGGCAUUCUUGCCCAAGUGGAGGCCGUAUUGAGCAACAGUUUUCGGCGAUAA